GUGACAUAUUUUAAGCGUUAGGGAAUGUGCCACGUGGACAUAUGCAUGCCCACCGUGGAACCUUGGUAGCUUCCUCACCUGAUCCGAACCCUUUUGGAGGACUCCAGUGUUGGAUAAAUAUCAACCGUUGCUUCUGCUUCUUCUUCCCUAUCAUCUCUCCUGAGGCAUAGCCAUGGUUUCCUCUCUCCUCUCACCUCUCUCCGACACUGUUCUUCACUCUUCACCACCCAAAAUCACAGUCUCUGAGAAACCCACAACACCUCAGAAGAAAACCCAACUGGGUUUCACCAAGAAACCCUCAUGGACUUCACCACUUCUUCAGAAAUCUAUCCCCUUGGCUGCCUCAGUUGCCAUUCUUCUCUGGUCAAAUCCAGCAAAUGCUGGGUUUUUGUCUGGAUUCUCAGGAAUUGAAUCUGUUCCUGGUCCUGAAUUGCCUCAAGUUGACUUCCUCAAUAAGUUUAAUGAAGAAAACCAGAAGAAGUAUGCUGAAUUUGACGAAAGAUUCAAGUCAUCUCCCCUGCUCAAGGAGCUCCUUGAACGAUCCAAGUUGAAUCAAGAAAAGAACCGAAAAGAGAUUCAAGACAAGUACUGCAUUCGAGGGGCGGAAUGGGGGGUCGGAGACUGUUCGGUUGAAGGAAUGUCACCGGCAGAUAGAGAUAAUUUUAUUGCGACGCUGAAACAGAAGCUAGGAGAUGGAGCAAAGUGAGGGAAGAGCUGAUAGUAAUCCUUCAAACAUUCUAGUUUAACCUGUAUUUUUCUUGAGUUUUUCUCCUUUUUUAUCCUUGCCAAUUGUUUAGCUAGAAACAUUGAGUCAUUUCUUAUGAUAUUUGAUAGUUAAAAAGUCUAUAUGUUCCUCCA
This is a messenger RNA of Vitis riparia (riverbank grape), 858 nucleotides long. RefSeq lists its product as uncharacterized. The coding region runs from base 173 to 706 and encodes 177 amino acids. The transcript has 4 exons. The record is from RefSeq and is a predicted model, not a curated record. Lineage: Eukaryota; Viridiplantae; Streptophyta; Magnoliopsida; Vitales; Vitaceae.